This is a messenger RNA of Malus domestica (apple), 1212 nucleotides long. RefSeq names its product putative F-box protein At3g44060. The record is from RefSeq and is a predicted model, not a curated record. NCBI's taxonomy places the organism in Eukaryota, Viridiplantae, Streptophyta, Magnoliopsida, Rosales, Rosaceae.
AUGGGGCGGCCGCGGCAUCACGUACCCGAAGGUGUUAUCCACGGAAUCCUCCGACUCCUCCCCACUAUCCCUGCGGCUCGCAUGAGCUUUCUUUCCAAGCAGUGGGAAGGCCUCAGGUCUUUAGGCUGUGUAUUAGAUUUCGUGGAGGACAACCUUGAUGGCGAACUUGAUGAUCGACCAAGAAACUUCAUCAACACUUGCGACAGGUAUUUAGACCAGUUCCGUGAGUGCGACAAGAUUUCCAUACACAAAUUCAGGCUUCACAUGAGGUACUCUUCCGAAGACGCUAACAUGGUCGAUGAGUGGUUGAAUUUUGCAGUUGAGAGAGGGGUGAAAGAGUUGGAUAUCAACCUUCCAUCCGGAGGUAAACGGGACAAGAAAUAUUGCUUUCACUUGCAGACCAUUGCUAAUGCUGCAAAAACUCUAACUAGCUUUAAUGUGGAGAAUGUCGAGUGUGAUCCAUAUUUUUCUUUUAGAAAAACAAUACCAUCUACUACCUUUCUGUACUUGAAAAGUUUGUCCCUUAAAAGUGUGAAGUUGUGGUGCUUCAACAUGUUCUUCGAACGUAAAUUCAAGUGCCCUUCCAUCGAGUAUUUGUCAUUAACGUCAUUAACGUCAGGUGGUUAUAACUAUUUUUGUUUCUCAAGCUCCAGUCUUAAAUCCUUGGAAAUUAUGCUCUGCCCUGAUUUGUGGAAGAUCGGAGUACUUGAUGCUGUAAAUCUUGAAUCUUUUAAAUUUGUUUCAAGUUCGGAAUUGGUUGAAGGAUACAGCUUGAAACAUGUCUUGAUCAGUGGAGCUAAGCAUCUGAGAAACUUUGAAUUAUAUGGAUGCAAAGAUAAUUCUAGCUCUUUGGAUCCAGAGUUAUGGGAGGCUAGAAUCACACUUCCAGAUACUGAACUACCGGCCUUUGACUGCUCAUCUAAACACUUUUCUUCUCUGCGAGAUUAUCUUGAAUGUUUUGAUUGCUUCAAAGAAAUUACACUGGAAGUUGACGAUGCUAAGGCUCUUAUCUUUCCAGAAAACUUCAGACAGACCCGCUCUCCACCGUUGCUGAAUCUCAACAUUCUUGAGGUCACGUCCAAGUUUGAAGUCCGAUCAGAGCUAAGCACUUCGGGCAUCUUAAAAGCCCUCUGCAGCACCCUAGUUGGGCGGUCCUCGCUAGCACAAGCAUGUUGGAAUUCAUGUGAUUUCAUCCCAUUUGAAUUCCAGUGA